GUUAGGUUAUAUUUAUCUAACCUAUAUUUUUUGACAGUUUUCAAAUUUUUAAUAUUUUCAAAAUAAAGCUGAAUUAAUAAUAAUGAGUGCUAUGAAUGGCGAAAAACUGAAAAUACUAGCAAUUCAUGGUUACAGACAAAAUGCCGAUACGUUUCGUCAAAAAACUGGUUCUUUUCGUAAAAUAGCGAAUAAAUUUGCUGAUUUCACUUAUAUCACAGCACCUCAUAAAGUGGUAAUUCCCAACGAUGUGGAAAACGUUGACACAGCUCAGGAAGAAGACGAGCAGUUUGGCUGGUUCUUCAACAGGGAAGAUAAAAGUUUUAGAGGAAUCAGAACAGGUGGUCCAGCAAUUGGAUUCGAAGAAAGUGUUCAGUUAGUGGAAGAAACAUUUGAAAAACUUGGUCCCUUUGAUGGAAUUUUGGGAUUUUCGCAAGGAGCCUGUUUAGUAUCACUCCUAUGUCACCUUCAAGAGGAGAAAUUGUUGAAGGCGAAGUUCAAAUUCGCCAUUAUGAUAGCUGGAUUCAAAUCGGGAAGCAUACCUCAUUCGGCUUAUUACAACAAAACCAUUGCCAUUCCGAGCCUUCAUGUGUUUGGAGAGAAUGAUCAAAUUAUCCCCUCACAAAUGAGCAAAGAUUUAAGCAAAUGUUUUCUCAUGCCCGCGAUAGAAAUGCAUCCCGGAGGCCACUUUGUACCUGCAUCAUCUAGCCAAAAAGAGACGUACCAAAGUUUCUUAAGACUUCAUUACCUAGUCAAAAAUUGCCCAGAUAUCGAAAUGAAUUUUUAACGAAGCCCAAUUGGUUUUUUCGUAUGGUGUCGGGGACCCAGAGAAGGUAUUAAAUAUGCUGAAACGAACAGAAUUCACAAUCUUUUAAUCGAGAAGAAUCUAAAUAAACUGUAAUUAUGUACAUCAAAAUAUAAACCUAUGUACAAAUAAAAAACAAUUUUAAAAUA
Messenger RNA from Coccinella septempunctata (seven-spotted ladybird), 951 nucleotides. Its product is annotated as esterase AGAP003155-like. The transcript is spliced from 2 exons. Gene Ontology annotation, cellular component: cytoplasm; nucleus. NCBI's taxonomy places the organism in Eukaryota, Metazoa, Arthropoda, Insecta, Coleoptera, Coccinellidae. Bases 83 to 784 code for a protein of 233 amino acids. Gene Ontology annotation, biological process: response to retinoic acid. The record is from RefSeq and is a predicted model, not a curated record.